AUUCAACAAAUUCAUCGAUUUUGCUUAACAACCCCCACUUUUAUUAUAAGCCCUUGCCACCCUUCUCUCUCUCUUCUCUCUCCUGGCUCUACCAACCAUGGAAGCCUUCAGUUUACUCAAGUACUGGCGCGCCGGUGGCGGCGGCGGCCCCGGUGGAGCCACCGCCACCGCCACCGCCUUCACCGCCGCAAAGGCCACCACUAAAACCAUCGUCGACGGUGCCGCCGCCGCCGGCGUCAGCCCUUACUCCUCCGAAAGCGAAGACGGCCCCUAUUUCGACCUCGAAUUCGCCCUACCUGACCACGAGAGCGACACCGACGAACAAGAACAAACCACCGCGGAAUUACAUGAAAACGACGUCGUCAAAACAGAAGACGAAACUGAAAGCGAAGAAAUUUCGGUGCACGAAAACGACGACGAGGAAGAAGAGGAAGAUGAAGCGGAGCUCAAAUUUUCUCUCACUAGCAAUGAGUGUACGGAUCAGAACGCCGCGCUCUCUCCCUCAGACGACCUAUUUUUCAAAGGGGAUUUGGUGACGAUUGAGCCUUCCAGCAUUCUGCUCAACGGCGCCGAAGAAGAGAACCCCAAAUUCCCCGUUUUUCUCGGGAAAUCCGCUUCCAAAUUCCGUGUGCUUCUCCUCAAGCUGAAGAAAUCGAAAUCCGUCAAUGGCGAGAAUCCGGAGACGCCUGACAGUUCCGGCACGCCGCCGAAGAUUGCAGAGAGAGAAAAUCAGGGGAAAACAACGAGCGGGAAAUUCUUCGUGAAAUUCAAGGUUGAAGAAGCGCCGCCGCUCGUGAAUCUGUUUUCGAGGGACAACAGCUCGAAGGAAAUUCACGGAAAAGCGCCGACGAAACAGAGCUGCGGCGGCGGCGUCGUUGAAGAUUCGGAGGCGAACUCGGUCUCAGAUGAGAGGAAGCUCUCCAAAGAAGUGAUGAAUAAGUAUUUAAAAAUGGUGAAACCCUUCUACAUUCGCGUCUCGAAGCGUUAUGUCGAGAAACUAAAGUUCCCCGGCGGCGGCGGCGGCGGCUCCAAGGGCUGCGCCGCCGCUCUGUCGCCCGAGGGGAAUGUGAAGAAUUCUCAGCAGAAGCAAGGGAAGAAUCUGCAAGCAGGGCUGAAAGUUGUGCGGAAGCACUUGGGCAAAAGCCGGUCGGCCUCCGCCUCCGCCGCCGCCGCGGCGCCGCCAGCCUCCGACCGCCGCGACGACUCGCUGCUGCAGCUGCAGGAUGGGAUUCAAGGCGCCAUUUUGCACUGCAAGAAAUCAUUCAAUGCCUCUAGAGAUGUUGAUUCAUCUUCAAUAUUAUGCCGUUCAGUGAGUGAUCCAUCGCACGAGAAGUGUGUAACGCUGCCAAAAUUCUCGAGGGCUUCAUCGUCAACCUCCGGAUCAGAAGCUAAGAAAAGUGGAUUAGAUAAUAGUUAGGGAAUCAAAUAAAAAUAAUAAUGAUUGUAAGUAAAUGUAUUUUAUUUUAGUAUUUUUAUUGAUAAAGAGAGAAACUAGUGUAGGUCAAAGUGCUAGGGCCGAAAAAAGAGCACUUAGAUUAUGGUCUUUUCUUGAUUUUGGUUGCUUCGAUCUGAGUGCUUCAAAUUGGAGCAUGGCAAAUGACUGACGAAUGAGUAAUGCAUUAUUACUUGAGCUUUGUUUCUUUGUAAAAA
This is a messenger RNA of Salvia miltiorrhiza (redroot sage), 1650 nucleotides long. Its product is annotated as probable membrane-associated kinase regulator 2. The record is from RefSeq and is a predicted model, not a curated record. Gene Ontology annotation, cellular component: plasma membrane; clathrin coat of trans-Golgi network vesicle; clathrin coat of coated pit. Gene Ontology annotation, molecular function: structural molecule activity. Lineage: Eukaryota; Viridiplantae; Streptophyta; Magnoliopsida; Lamiales; Lamiaceae. The transcript is spliced from 2 exons. The coding region runs from base 98 to 1417 and encodes 439 amino acids. Gene Ontology annotation, biological process: intracellular protein transport; vesicle-mediated transport.